AUGACACCAUUUGAGGCGCUCUAUGGGAAGCCACCACCAGUGCUUACAGCCUAUGAAGUAGGAAGUUCACCUAAUGAGUUGGUGGAUAUGGAGCUUAGAGCGAGGGAUGAGAUCUUGAAAGAACUCAAAAAGAACUUGGCACGUGCUCAAGACCAAAUGAAGAAGCACUUUGACAAUGGAAGAAGCAUGGAGUCCUUUGAGCCGGGAGAUUGGGUCUUUCUCAAGUACUUACUGAGGGAGCACAAUGCACUAUCCAAGGUAACAUUGAGCAAGUUGAGGGCUAAAUAUUCAGGCCCAUGUCAAGUGUUGGAGAAGUGCAGACAGCUUGCUUACAAGCUAGACUUACCGGUCAGGGUUCACAUUCAUCCUAUUUUUCAUGUCUCAUGGCUAAGAAGGAAGGUUGGAGAUCCAACCAAAGUUGUGAAUGAAUUGCCCAUGACAGAUGAAGAAGGUAGGAUGGCCAUCCAAGUUGAGAAGAUCAUGGAGUAUAGGCUUGUGAGGAAGGGUGGCCAAACGGCAACCGAAGCCUUGGUUCAAUGGAGGGGGCUCCCAACCGAAGAUGCUACAUGGGAAAGUGUUCAGAUUCUCAAGGAACACUUUCCAGAACUUGACCUUGAGGACAAGGUCAGUCUUGAAGGGGGAGAAAUGAUGGAGAAGUGA
Messenger RNA from Juglans microcarpa x Juglans regia, 660 nucleotides. RefSeq lists its product as uncharacterized. The record is from RefSeq and is a predicted model, not a curated record. The transcript has a single exon. Bases 1 to 660 code for a protein of 219 amino acids. NCBI's taxonomy places the organism in Eukaryota, Viridiplantae, Streptophyta, Magnoliopsida, Fagales, Juglandaceae.